Molecule: messenger RNA, 1133 nt
Organism: Heteronotia binoei (common prickly gecko)
Lineage: Eukaryota; Metazoa; Chordata; Lepidosauria; Squamata; Gekkonidae
Gene: KISS1R
Product: KISS1 receptor
Exons: 5
Coding region: 1-1107 (368 amino acids)
Biological process (GO): neuropeptide signaling pathway
Cellular component (GO): membrane
Molecular function (GO): G protein-coupled peptide receptor activity
Source: RefSeq, a predicted model, not a curated record
AUGUUGGAUGAGGUGGCUGGGGUGGAGUUCAAUGGGUCCUUCUCGGUCCUGAACGGUUCGGCUUGCGCAGCGGGGCUGCCCUGCGCCAACAGCUCGGAGCCGAGGGGCCCCCCACGCUUGGUGGACGCCUGGCUGGUGCCCCUCUUCUUUGCCAUGCUGAUGGUGGUGGGGCUGGCGGGGAAUUCCUUGGUGAUCUUUGUCAUUAGCAAGCACAAGCAGAUGAGGACGGUCACUAACUUCUACAUCGCUAAUUUGGCUGCCACAGACGUCGUCUUCUUGGUCUGCUGUGUCCCCUUCACUGCUGUGCUUUAUCCGCUCCCGGGGUGGAUUUUUGGAGAGUUUAUGUGUAAAUUUGUCAACUACAUUCAACAGGUUUCAGUGCAAGCCACCUGCGCCACUCUGACAGCCAUGAGCAUCGAUCGGUGGUACGUGACGGUGUUCCCUCUCCGCUCUCUGCGGCAGCGCACCCCUCUUGUGGCACACGCCGUCAGCAUUGGCAUCUGGGUUGGGUCUUUCAUCGUUUCCACCCCGGUGCUGGUUUACAACCGCCUGACCGAAGGCUACUGGUUUGGCCCCCAGACGUACUGCAGCGAGUCCUUCCCGUCCGUCACCCACGAGAAAGCCUUCAUUCUCUACAACUUCCUGGCAGUGUAUCUCCUCCCCCUACUGACCAUCCUGCUUUGCUACACGGCCAUGUUGUACCAAAUGGGGCACCCCAUGGUGGAACCAGUCGACCACGCCUACCAGGGUCAGCAGCUGGCAGAGCGGUCCGAAGCCCGGCGAGCCAAGAUGUCCCGCAUGGUUGCUAUCAUCGUGGCCCUCUUUGCCGUCUGCUGGGGGCCCAUGCAGAUCCUCCUGCUUGUCCAAGUCUUUGGCCCAGGCUUCCAGCGCAACUACUACACCUACAAGGUCAAGAUCUGGGCACACUGCAUGUCUUACGCCAACUCCUGCGUCAACCCCCUGGUGUACGCCUUCAUGGGGACCAACUUCCAGAAGUCCUUUCUGAAGGUCUUCCCCUUUGCCUCCAAGCGGAGGGUGGGCGUCUCCAAUGCGGCCGGCCGCGCCAACGCCCACACUGAGCUCCAGUUCAUCUCAUCGGGGAUGUAGCCCAAGAAGGAUUCUCCUGGAGCGAG